Boeremia exigua is the source of this 1400-nucleotide messenger RNA. RefSeq lists its product as uncharacterized. Lineage: Eukaryota; Fungi; Ascomycota; Dothideomycetes; Pleosporales; Didymellaceae. The transcript is spliced from 2 exons. Bases 114 to 1301 code for a protein of 395 amino acids. The record is from RefSeq and is a predicted model, not a curated record.
CCUUAAGCUGUAACCUCCAGCUGCUGCCUUGAUCUUCAACCACGCCCAAGCUUGCCACACAGUCCCCGAAUAUGCGAUAAACAUUCGCUACGGGUCUGUCGUAGGCCCGGAAAAUGCGGGCCCCUCCCGAGCCCCACUACUGCUUCACCAUACCUUCGAUUCACGACGACACGACGCUUGACUGCCGCAUAUAUCAUCCGGACCUCUUUGACGAUGUCGCACAAAACACUGCAGGGAGACCGCGAUGGAGGAAACGUGGCAUUGUCAUGGCACAUCCCUAUGCCCCAAUGGGCGGCAGUUACGACGAUCGCAUUGUAGGCGUUGUAGUUGAUGAGAUGCUGAAGGCUGGAUAUAUAGUCGGCACCUUCAACUUCCGAGGUGCUCACGGCUCCAAACACAAAGGCCGUACUUCUUGGUCUGGGAGACCAGAGCUGGACGAUUAUGCCUCCUUCGCUGCAUGUUUCAUGCAAUACAUGAACCUCAUUCACCCAUUCCCUAUGCCAGAAACAAUAUUUGCGCCCGAGCGAUUACCGGCGCACGCACAAGUACACAAUUCUUCGCCCGAAGAGGUGCCUCUAAUCAUCCUCGGUGGUUACUCCUAUGGCUCCCUUAUUCUGAAGCACCUUCCUCCCGUGCCAUCAAUCCUAAAACGCGUCUCCAACCCGCUGACAGGCUCUGCGGCUGAUGAGAUUCUGUUGCGGGCGCGUAAACUGACUGAUCAGAGCAAUCUGGAAUGGAUCAAUCAGGCUCAAGAUGUUGAGCGAGAGAGGAGAAAAAGAAAAGUAGAACACAAGACCUCCUUGACGGUUGGAGGAGAAGAAACAACUCCCGACAAGAGGAGAAGCAGCCGGGAGGUAUCGCGAAGUUUGGACAUACCACGGAGCUUGGACCUGGGACAACGCCUAAGGAGCCUCAGCUACCGAGGUCGGAGGCACGAGAGCUCAGUAGAGUCACUCGAACAAACCAAAGUGGACGUUGCAAUUCCUGAGGUACGGUACCUUCUGAUCUCGCCCCUCACCGCCCCGAUAUCGUCACUUGCGGCACCUGCACUGGUUCAGAAGCCGUGGAGCCGCUCACCAGAUGCACAUACAUCGAGUAUCGGGAAAUUCGCGUCGCUGGCGAUAUAUGGCGACCAAGACAUAUUUGCAUCGGCGAAGAAGAUCCGAGACUGGUCUAGCAGUCUGAGGGCUGCAUAUGGUCCGAAUUUUUCAAGCGUUGAGAUAGCAGGUGCUGGGCACUUUUGGGUCGAGCAAGACGUAGAGAAGCAGCUUAGAGCCGCAUUGAAGCUGUGGGCAAUCUAGAGCCGCCACAAGGCAUUACAAGAACUGGAAAUGAGGAUAUCACCUAGGCAUGGCUCUUCCAUUCAUGUUCAUCUCCUUGUUGUUUCUAUGCCGUAGUCA